UCAAAAUUAUUUUCUUUGAGUCUUUCUUGUUAGGGUUUCAUACACAAAUUGGGCUUCUUCAACAUUCGAGGUUGGUGCAAAGAUUUUUAUAAAAUAUAUAUUGGAAUUUAAUCUCAUUUUUGUCAUUAUGUAUGCACUAAUUAUUUAACAAGAAUCGGUGGUUAGUGCUAAGAAUCGUCUUUUAGCUUAAUCCUACAUGACCCCAUUAUAAAUUAUCUUGUUAAUUUUGUUAAAUCUAUAUGUAAAGUUUUGACCUUUUUGGAUUUUAGCUUCUGGGUAUGAAUCUUUAUUCAUAUAUAUGAUUUGGGUUUUUGUCAUAUGUUAAAAAAGACUGUUUCUUUAAGGUUAGGAUUACAAAAUGAUCUGUUCUGUUUGACAAGAUUAAAUAUUGUUGUUAUUAUCUGUUCUGUUCAAUGAUGGGACUUAUAGAAGAUAGAUUGUUUUCUAGGCAUACAAAUGUUAAAGUUUCUUGGAUGAAAUAUCAAAUCUAUAGAAAAGAUAGUAGUAGUAGUAGUAGUAGUAGUAGUCUUAUUAUGCCUGCUCCACCUUCAUCGAUAUCGUUUUCGCCACCAUUUAGUUAUACUUUUCAUAAAACAUCAAAUACUUCAUCAUCAUCUUCAGGUACUAAAAUAAGUCCUGCCGUUCUGUUCAUUAUAGUAAUCUUGGCAGUAUUGUUUUUUAUAUCUGGUUUGCUGCACUUGCUUGUUAGAUUCUUGACAAAACAUAAUUCUUCGUCGAAUUCCCCUCAUUCGAAUCGGUUUCCAGAUGGUUCACCAUCUGAUGCACUGCAAAGACAACUGCAACAGCUUUUCCAUUUACAUGAUUCUGGUUUAGAUCAAACGUUUAUCGAUGCUUUGCCUGUUUUUAUGUAUAAAGAAGUAGUAGGUGCUAAUGAACCGUUUGAUUGUGCGGUUUGUCUGUGUGAGUUCACUGAGAGUGAUAAGCUGAGAUUGCUUCCUACUUGUAGCCAUGCUUUUCAUAUCAGUUGUAUAGAUACUUGGCUUUUAUCGAACUCGACUUGCCCUUUAUGUAGAAAUACCCUUUUUGACCCUGGGUUUUCUAUGGAUAACCCGAUAUUUGAUUUUGAUGACCCGAGGGAAGCAGAUGAAAGUGGGAUUUCUACUGUUUUGAAGACAGUUGAACCAGAACAAGUUGUAACUGAAAAGGGGGUUUUUUCUGUGAGACUUGGGAAGUUUAGAAAAACGAGUGAAGGUGAAAGUGAAACUGGAGGUGAAACUAGUAGUAGUAAUUUAGAUGCAAGAAGAUGUUAUUCGAUGGGUUCUUAUGAGUAUGUGGUUGGUGACACGAAUCUUAGGGUCCCGUUGAGUCGCCAAAGAGAUUUGGAAGAUGCAAAUUUUGUGAAAGAUGUAACUCCACUUGACCGAAUUGAGGAUCAUACUGUUGAUGAAGAUAUUGAAGGGAAAAAGAUCAAUAUUGGUGCGAAAACAGAUAGUUUUUCGGUUUCUAAGAUUUGGUUAUGGUCUAAGAAACGGAAAUUUGCAAGUUCUUCUGACAAUAUGAUGCAUAAUCCAUCUUCAGUUGACAUGGAAUUACCGCGAAUGGGGAGAUUGUGAGGUACAUGAGAAAACGUUCUUUUCCAUCUUGUGUAUGUUUACUAUUGAAUGAUUAGUAGUCAAAUAGUCAUCUGUUCUUGCUAAUAUUAUGAAAUUAAUUAUAUUCUGAUGCAAGAUUUAUGAUGAUGCAAAUUUUCUAUCCUAAA
Erigeron canadensis is the source of this 1720-nucleotide messenger RNA. RefSeq names its product RING-H2 finger protein ATL46-like. Bases 414 to 1574 code for a protein of 386 amino acids. The record is from RefSeq and is a predicted model, not a curated record. Lineage: Eukaryota; Viridiplantae; Streptophyta; Magnoliopsida; Asterales; Asteraceae. The transcript has a single exon.